Messenger RNA from Dendronephthya gigantea, 4923 nucleotides. RefSeq names its product multiple epidermal growth factor-like domains protein 6. The coding region runs from base 436 to 4386 and encodes 1316 amino acids. NCBI's taxonomy places the organism in Eukaryota, Metazoa, Cnidaria, Anthozoa, Malacalcyonacea, Nephtheidae. The record is from RefSeq and is a predicted model, not a curated record. Gene Ontology annotation, molecular function: scavenger receptor activity; protein binding; calcium ion binding. The transcript is spliced from 34 exons.
AGGCAACAAACUCCGUGUUGUGAAAACAUGAACAUACGAUAGAAAUAAUAUGUAACCUUUCAUUCACGUCCAAAAUAGCCUCCAGCGGAAACCGAUGCUUGCUCGAUUUAAUGGUUCUGUCAUCUGUCAGACAUCGAUAAGGAGAUAAACUGAACGCGAGGUUGAGUCAGAUAAGAUUCUUGUGCGUAUUGAAUUCGUUCAAGUGCUCGGUUGUAUCGGCUUGUUCAUUGCGUGGAGUUCAGAAAGCUCUCAGUGGUAUCAUUGACUUGUCGUAAGGUUUGUUUGCGCUAUUGUUGUAUCGAUCUGCGCGCUUUGAAUCAUUGCAUUUGGAUCGAUACCUAUAUUCUUCAGAGGUAUUCCUUACUAUCGUAAGUCUCUGCGUACUGAAAAAAAAUUAUGUUUCCAAGGUCAAUCGAGCGGUGUUAAUACGAAGCAAUGGAACCGUAUGUUUUUGUAAUAUUAUCAUUGGUUGUCGCGCAAGUGAACUCGCAAGGCUGGGGUUACCAGCUUUCCCCUCAAAUGCCGAACGUCUGUUCCUUUCAACGACGAGUUGUGUCUUAUCAACGACAACCAGAGAGAAAAACCAUCACAAAGAAUGUUCGAAUAAUGCAACCAGGCUGUAUCAGGCCACGAGAGUUGUGUUAUACCUCGCAGUUGCGGACUUUCUACUAUACAACAUACCGCAAUCAACCGAAGAUUGAAUACCGAACGGAAUACCAAUGUUGUCAGGGUUGGUCCCAGUAUCCCCAUCGACCUGGCUGUUCUUUGAGUGUGUGCACCAUUCGUCCGUGUUAUCAUGGAGGAAGAUGUACCGGAGGGGUUACUGGGUGUAUUUGUCCCAGGGGAUUUCAAGGACCACGUUGUGAAUAUGACACAGAUGAAUGCAAGACUCAGAAUGGGGGAUGCGAACAAAACUGUUGUAAUACCGUUGGCGGGUAUUACUGCACUUGUAACGCUGGUUAUACCUUGCAGAGCGAUAAGAAAAGUUGUUUAGAUGUGAAUGAAUGUAGCACAUCAAAUGGUGGAUGCAGUCAUACUUGUGUCAACUUACCAGGUUCAUACCAAUGCCGUUGUCCAAGUGGGUCUACUCUAGCUGCUGAUAAGAAAACGUGUUCAGGAGGAACUAGUAGGAGAUACACUGCUGGAAGUGAUUCAACACGAGAACGUCCCCAUCCAUACGAUCAACGGCGCUCUCGGCUAUCCAAUAGUUGCAAUUACAGAAAUGGCGGUUGUGAGGAUAUUUGUAAGGAGACGUAUUAUGGUGUGGUGUGCGAUUGUAAGGUUGGGUAUGUUUUGUCGCGGGACUUCGUUUCUUGCAAAGAUUCAGAUGAGUGUAAGGAGAACAAUGGUGGAUGUCAACAUACAUGUGUGAACACAGAGGGAUCAUUUAAAUGCGGUUGCCAGUCUGGAUAUACACUGUCUAGUAAUAAGAGAAGUUGCGACGAACAUUUACCGUGCAGUGAAAGAAACGGUGGCUGUGAUCACACUUGCCUGAUCGUGGAUAGUUACAAAGAGGAAUGUGAAUGCAGGUCUGGCUUUAAACUCAUGUCCAAUGGAAAAUCCUGCGCAGAUAAAAAUGAGUGCAGCGAUAAAAACGGUGGCUGUCAACAUUAUUGUAGAAAUACAGCUGGUUCUUACAGGUGUUUGUGCAAGGAAGGUUUUACAAGCAAAGUCAAUGAUACCCUCUCGUGUGAAGAUGUUGACGAAUGCAAAACGGAAGCCUCAAAAUGUACCCAGAGAUGUGUGAACAAUGAAGGCUCUUACACGUGCGAAUGUGAAAAAGGAUUUGAACUGCAACAAGAUCAAGUGACUUGUCGAGCCAUGCCGACCACACGACCAUUAACCUUUACCUCAGGAGAUGGUGGUAAUAGAAGAAAUAUUGAAGAUGAUACUGUUCCACGUUGUCCUCAAGGCUCCUUCGGUCCUAAGUGUUCGUUGACAUGUGAGGAUUGUCUCAAUGAAGCGUAUUGUGAUCUCGAGAAUGGCACGUGUGUAUGUGCACCUGGAUUUUUUGGUGAAUUUUGUGCCGAACGUUGCUCAGUUGGAUUCUAUGGUCAAGAUUGUAAAGAGGAAUGUCCGUGUGAGAACGGGGCCCAUUGUCAUCACGUGACUGGGGAAUGCACAUGCGCACCCGGGUAUACCGGAGCAAGAUGCGAAAAUGAGUGUCGUAACGGUACGUUUGGGAUCGGAUGUAAGCCAUGCAAAUGCGCGGAAGAAACAACGAUAAAGUGUGACCGUGUUACUGGAGAAUGCAUUUGUAAACCUGGAUACAUAUCUGAGCUUUGCGAUGAAAGAUGCGAGACAGGCUACUUUGGUGAGAAUUGUCUUGAGAGGUGUGCAUGCCCAGUAGACGUUGAAUGCGAUCAUGUUAUUGGCACGUGCUUGUACGUAUGUCCAGCAGGCUUGAUUGGCGAUAAUUGCACAAGCUACUGUCCCCCCGGUACUUAUGGCUAUGGAUGUACAAGCCGUUGUGAGUGUGCAGCAGGAAUAAGAUGUCGGCCAACUGACGGAAUAUGCUUGUGUCCGCGUGGAAGGACUGGACCAAAAUGCGACAGAGAGUGUCCAUAUCGAAUGUACGGCGAUAACUGUGAAGGAGAGUGUGAUUGUGCUGGUGAUAUCCCAUGUGAUCCAUUAAAUGGGAGAUGUCUUUGUCCCGAUGGAAAGAUUGGUCAGAGAUGCGAAAAUGAUUGUCCAGUUGGAACAUUUGGUCGGGGUUGUCAAGAGUUGUGUGAAUGUGUAGGUGAGGAAACCUGUGACCCUGUGACUGGCAAGUGUGACUGUGGAGAGGGAAGAAAAGGUUUUCAUUGUGAAGAGGCAUGUGAGAGUGGUAUGUAUGGCAAGGAGUGUAGGGGGAUGUGUAAUUGUGCAGUAGAGAAGCGUUGUGAUCCAAUCACAGGUGACUGCCUGUGUCCUCCGGGACGACUAGGAGCUCAUUGUGAAGAAGAGUGCCCGCCGGAUCGCUUCGGUUUAAAUUGUCUCGAGGUUUGUGAUUGUGAAGCCAAGUGUGAUCCAAUCACUGGAAAGUGUACGUGCCCGGCUGGGAAGACUGGGAAGAACUGCAGUAUAGAUUGUCCUGAAGGAACCUACGGUGAUUAUUGCGUGAACAAAUGUGAUUGCAUCCCUGGGGUUCAUUGCGAUGCUGCCACGGGAAGGUGUGUCUGCCCUCCUGGAUGGAAGUCACCUGACUGCAGAGAAAAAUGUGACGAAGGCUCCUACGGUUUGGACUGCGGGUACAAGUGUGAAAUUUGUACAGGAAAGCAUGAACAAUGCCAUCAUAUUACGGGAAAAUGUGUAAGAGUUUGCAAGCAUGGUUUCUAUGGACCAGACUGUAACAUCACCUGUCCGUGCGAGUCUCAUUCAAAAUGCGAUCCGUAUAAUGGAACGUGUUGGUGCGCCUUGGGUUAUACUGGAGAGCGGUGUAGUGAAGAUUGUCCUGAAGGAAAAUUUGGGCAUGAAUGUCGGUUCAACUGCACAUGUCAGAAUGACGCUAGAUGCAAUCAUGUGACGGGCAGAUGCCGCUGUGCGGUGGGGUGGAUUGGCUCAAAUUGUGAGAAACCUUGUCCGAAAGGUUGGUUUGGUCAGCUAUGCUCUUCACCAUGUAAAUGCAAGAACAAUGGCACUUGUGAUAGGUUGCGAGGUACCUGUACGUGCGGACCUGGUUACCUUGGUGAACACUGCGAUGAAGCAUGUGAACUUGGUACGUAUGGUUUGGGUUGCAAAGAGAAGUGCAAAUGUAAAAAUGGCGGUUUUUGUGACAAGGCCACAGGUCGUUGUAACUGCGGACUCGGAUGGACAGGAGAGUUGUGUGAAGAAGAAUGUCCUACUGGGCGCUUUGGUCCAAACUGUGAACUGGAAUGUUCGUGUCAACAUGGAGGGACUUGUGAUCAAAUAACAGGUGGCUGUAACUGUCCAGCGGGGUAUUACGGUCAUGCCUGUCAACAUGCUUGUCCUGCGGGCAGAUAUGGUCCAGUUUGUGAGAAGAUAUGUAACUGUGGACAUGGUGCUACUUGUGAUCCUGAGACGGGAGCUUGCAUUUGUCUUCCUGGUUGGAUUGGAAGAGACUGUAGAAUACGUUGUCCCACUGGUCGCUAUGGCUACGGCUGUCUCUAUCAUUGUGAAUGUGCGAGAACGCAUUGUGAUCACGUGACUGGGGAAUGUAUUUGUAAUUCUGGUUCAAUUGGUGAUGCGUGUGAAAAAAGAUGCGAGCGUGGUUACUACGGUAUCAAAUGCUCUAGCAAAUGCGAUUGCCUGCCGAAUGGAGGAUGCCAUUUCUCGUCAGGGACUUGCAGAUGCGAUGGAAAACACUUUGGUGCAAAAUGCACUCACAAUGUUGACAAAAUCGAGAGGGCACAUUUCCCGGUCUAUUUUAAUAAGCCAGUGCUAUAAGUUACAAUUGUACAGUCAUAAAAAAUGUUUAUUGAAUUGCUAUUUGGCUCAAAGUACUCGGUAAGGCAGGUUAGUAUAGACUGGUGCACGUUGAAGUGUAUAUUUGAUAUUUGUUGAAAAUGCUGCGUCUUUCGCUCAUGAAGUUUACUGAAAAAAUAUGACGUCAUCUAAGUUUAGCUGCAAGUUCCCCACUCUUGAAGAUCCAAAUCAAUUUUAAAUUGCAUUGAUUCAAAUAGAAUGAUUUUGUCUUGUCUAUAUAGUAACUUUAUUUAACGUGUAAGAAUACUAGCUACAAAACUAUCGAGAAAAGAUAAAAUAAUUUAGUUAGAAUAAAUAAAGAGUAUAAAUAUAUAACUACAAAUUUCUUUAACUGUUCAAUGAUUUGACCUUCAGGCAAAAAUUUCUAAAGACGUUACGAAUCAACGACCACUGUUCCUCAUUUAUAUAAUUCACUAAUCUUUAAACUUCCUGUAACAGCUCUCGCAUAACUGUCUCAAUUGCUCGUCCGUAAUGAAAAUACUACCUCGGGAGGACUGG